AUGGUGUACUAUCAUGGACAUGGGGGUUGGGGCCAUCACGGAGGAUACCAUGGAGGGUGGGGACAUGGUGGACACCAUGGUUACCACGGAGAGAGGCACCAUCUGCCUACGGGGGGAUACUACUCCAGUUAUCCCAAUCUAGCCCACGCUGGCCAUUACGGAGGGGGACAUUUGGGACAUUAUGGGGGAAGUACGCAUCACUUGCAUGGAGGAUGGGGACACCACUAG
Molecule: messenger RNA, 228 nt
Organism: Symsagittifera roscoffensis
Lineage: Eukaryota; Metazoa; Xenacoelomorpha; Acoela; Convolutidae
Exons: 1
Coding region: 1-228 (75 amino acids)
Source: RefSeq, a predicted model, not a curated record